CUGAAAUCGCUUCCCAUCCUUCCAAUCUACCCCCUUCCCCCCGAUCCUCCCCUCUUGACAUUGUACCUCGUGCACAGUGUCUCCAGCCUGAUCCUGCCCAAACACACCAUGUCACGCUCGCUCUUCCUCUCGGCCCUGUUCGCCAUGCUGGCCAUGGUGGCCCUCGCCGGGCUGGCCCAUGCCAAGGACGACAACACCGCCGCCGUGGAGGAGGUCCUCCAUGACGGCAUCAUCCACGAGGAUGUGCCCGGGAUCCGCCACUGCAAGUGCACCAAGUCCCUGAAGUGCUUCGACAACCUGGGCAACUGCGUGAACCACUACCACGCCAAGGAGUUCCCCAAUGGCGGCGGCCGGGUGCAGUGCAUCACCAACGGCCUGAACAUGCCGUUCUACUCGUGCGACGAGAUGCCGGACCUGUGCUUCAACACGGCCACCUGCGACCCGGUGCGCGAGGUCCACUGCAACUGCCGCAAGGAGGUCAUCUGCUACGACUCGGCGGCCGAUUGCCGCCGCAACCACAACCCCCUGAAGCUGAAGGCCGGCGACCGGAACCAGUGCCGGUCGCACGGCAAGACGGUGUAUGCCUGCGCGGAGGAGCCCGGCGUGUGCCGGUCGGUCAGCAAUUGCAAAAGGACCCACGGUGGCAAUGUGACUCAGGACCCGCAUCUGGUGGGCUUCGGCGGCGAGAGCUUCUACUUCGAGGGCCAGGCCGGCCGUGACUGGAACAUCAUUUCCGACCCGGGCUUCCAGCUGAACGCCCACUUCAUCCGCCUGCACUCGCUGAAGGGCACCUACAUGGGCCGCAUCGGCAUGCUCUUCGGUGACCAGUCCCUCGCCUUCGACCCGCACUUCGGCGCCUUCGUCAACGGCACCCACAUCACCGAGGGGUCCAUGAGCUUCCCCCAGGCCGAGGUGACGGUCGACCAUAUUGAUGGCCGCUACCGCAUGACCGCCCGCACGGCCACCUGGCAGGUGAUUGCCCGCACGGUCAUCGAGCAGGGCGCCCUGUCCGAGGCCUACGUCAACCUGCAUGCCAGCCUGGUCGGCACGCCGGAGGACCCGCACGGCAUCCUCGGCCAGACCGCCCGCUUUGCCAUGGCCGAGAACGACCUGUCCGACAAGCCGCUGCGCAACCCGGGCGCCCCCUUCCAGCUGGACGGCGAGGAGGCCGACUACGAGGUGAAGGACGGCCUCUUCGGCACCAACUUCAAGUACAACCGCUUCGGCACCACCGACGAGAAUGGCAAGAAGAAGCUCCCCCUGCGGGCCUCGGUUGACGGCCACCCGAAGCCCCUGCGCCAGUCGCGCUCGCUCUUCGAGGCCACCGUCGACAUGUAA
This is a messenger RNA of Fonticula alba, 1338 nucleotides long. RefSeq lists its product as hypothetical. The coding region runs from base 109 to 1338 and encodes 409 amino acids. Lineage: Eukaryota; Rotosphaerida; Fonticulaceae. The record is from RefSeq and is a predicted model, not a curated record. The transcript is spliced from 3 exons.